Cydia fagiglandana is the source of this 1199-nucleotide messenger RNA. RefSeq lists its product as uncharacterized. Gene Ontology annotation, biological process: DNA integration. NCBI's taxonomy places the organism in Eukaryota, Metazoa, Arthropoda, Insecta, Lepidoptera, Tortricidae. The coding region runs from base 49 to 915 and encodes 288 amino acids. The record is from RefSeq and is a predicted model, not a curated record. Gene Ontology annotation, molecular function: nucleic acid binding. The transcript has a single exon.
CAUCACCAGAGGCCAUUCACACAUUGCGGCCUUGACUUGUUCGGCCCAAUGGAGGUGGUGGUCGGCAGAGGACGCCAAAAGAGGUACGGGGUAAUAUUUACCUGCCUUACGGUAAGGGCGAUCCAUUUGGAGAUCGUACAUUCUCUCACCACCGACUCCCUCAUUAUGGCGUUACGGCGUAUGGCGUCGCGUCGAGGAUGGCCAGACUGUUUCUACUCGGAUAACGGUACCAACCUACGGGGAGCUGAUACCGAGUUGAAACGAUCUGUGCAGGAACUCGACAACAAAGCUGUCAAUGACUUUGCAUUGACCAAUGGUUCGUGUUGGAAGUUUAUACCUCCCGCGAGUCCCCAUUGGGGUGGGGCGUGGGAGCGCCUCAUCCGCAGCGUUAAGAAAAGCCUUAGCGUUGUCCUUAAAGAGCGGGCACCGAAGGACGAAGUUCUCAGCACUCUGAUGGCGGAGGCGGAGAACAUCGUCAACAGCCGCCCGCUAACCCACGUCUCCGUGGAACCGGGUAGCGACGGCGCUCUGACGCCGAACCACUUCCUUCUCCACUCUCCUCCUAACACCCCCGCUUUAGGUGCCUUUGACGAUUCCGAUUUGUUCCUUCGGAAGCAAUGGCGGACCAGUCAAAGGCUGGCCGAUAUCUAUUGGCAGAGGUGGGUUAGGGAAUACUUACCGGAGCUACUUCCUAGAAGGAAAUGGAACCAUGAGCAAACUCCACUCAAGGUAGGAGACUUAGUUUUAGUUGUAGAUCCAGGAGCACCACGCAAUGUGUGGCCGAAAGCGGUCGUCCAGCAAGUUUUCCCAGGUAGGGAUGGUCGGAUCAGGCUAGUGGAAAUAAAAACCAAAUCUGGUGUCCUUAAACGGCCUGCGGCGCGCGUCGCUAGAAUCCCUUUGGUUAAUGAGUGCUGAGCCAGCACUGGGGUGGGGCGUGUUAGCGACGAGCUCAAAAUGGGUUUUUUGGUUUAUUUUGUUUCUUAUUGUGGUACUCCGAUAAUUUGUACAACUUUAGUUUUAAGCUGAAAUUUGGAGGUAGAUAUACGUGUGACGCAGCGACAAGGUUCCAACGGUUUUUGUCUUUGACCACGGGUCAGUCGGCUUGUCUAUCCGCGCGCGACACACGUACAUACUGCUCUCGCAUAAAAAUCACGUGGUGUCUGUAACUUUCGAGAUUAAACUGUUUUUCGUAUCCCGUA